AUGUGGAGAGUGGAUUUACUGAACACCCGACGGAUUGAACGUAUUGUAGUUUACUCUAGAACGGAUAACCUGGAAUGGGACUCAACCAACGAAUUUACAAAAAAAUUGCGCGGAUUUUCUUUUAUUGUAUCCAACACCACCGAUCCCUGGGAUGGUGUCGUUUGUUAUCACAACACAAAUACCACCAUAGAGACCAUUCCUGCUGUGGUGGAUAUACCGUGCUCUGUUGUUGGACGUUACGUUAUAUACUACAAUGAACGACUAACAGGAAUCACUUACUCCAACAAUCACAGUCAAUUUGCAUUUGCUGAUUUAUGUGAAGUGGAGGUUCUUGGCUGUCCAAUUCCUAUUUAUGGACAUGAGGACUCUUCUUGCACAGUUCCUUGUUUAAAGAUGUGCAAAAAUUAUGUCCUGAAUGGUACUGGAGCCUUCUCUGGAUUUUCAGUGUACAUUUCAAACACCGUCAAUCGACAUGAUGGUAGUCUUUGCUACCGCGAUGGACAUCUGCACUACAAACCUACCCUUCCUGACCACGUGCUUAUCGACUGUCCAUACUAUGGACAGUACGUCAUAUUCUACAAUGAGCGACUUCCUGGAGAUGUCCUAGUCCGGUGGCGUACAAUGAAUAUUGCUGGAUGCCCUGCCCAGAGAAUUGUGAAGAAUGUUAUCCUGGAACAGGAUUUUGUGUAA
Messenger RNA from Magallana angulata, 690 nucleotides. RefSeq lists its product as uncharacterized. The coding region runs from base 1 to 690 and encodes 229 amino acids. The transcript has 5 exons. NCBI's taxonomy places the organism in Eukaryota, Metazoa, Mollusca, Bivalvia, Ostreida, Ostreidae. The record is from RefSeq and is a predicted model, not a curated record.